AUGCUUCAACAGGCUGUUCAACGAAUUGUGCAUUUGAGGCAAUAUAAUGGAUCUAUUUCCUUUGUGCCUGCACCUGGCUUUGAAGCUUAUGGGGAGCAUGCUAGUUACAACAACAUUAGUGAACCUACUAACCAUCACAAUAAAUGUGGUCCAAGUCCAGAGGAGCCUGUUAACAUUCGACAGCAUGGCUAUGAGGGACCUGAUAUUAACUUGGAGAACAUGGACUGGAGAACUAUCAGUGGGCCAUUCGUUUCAGUCUGGCUUCACAAUGUCCCUUGGGGGAGUGAAGACACAAAGGCAGCGCCUGAUGCCAAGUUCUCAGAUGGUUACCUAGACAUGAUAAUUAUGAGGGCUUGCCCAAAACUAUCCUUGCUCUCGUUGAUGUCAGGGUUGAGCACAGGAAGUCAUGUCAAUUCACCAUAUGUCGUGUACUUCAAGUUCAGAAAAACCAAAUUAUCAAGCAUUUAGUUUAGCUUUAAUAUUCCGUGUCUGCCUUUUGGUAUAUACAAGAAGCUUUACUAAUGUUCCACUUCUGUUUACGUUCUCUUUUAUCUCGCGACAUACUGCAGGUGAAAGCAUUAAUUUUGGAACCAGGUCCUCUCACUGAGGACCCCACAAGGGGAGGGAUUAUAGACUCAGAUGGUGAGGUCCUGGCUAGGGGCAAAGGAGCAUACAAAUGUGACCAAAAGACACUGAUGGCCUAUGAUAAACUUCAAAUAACUGUGGAUCAAGGUUUAGCUACUCUGUUUUCCCCGGUAUAAAGUCUACUUCUUAUCAUGUAUUUGAUUUUGGUUACACAUCGAGAUACCAAGCAGAAUCCACCCCGUACAAAGCUGCAAGGGGUACAAGCGAUUCGUUCGUCGGCAAGUUGCUUGCUGAAAAGUGAUUUUGUAACAGCUACCAAGAUUACUGUCGAAGUAAUGUGCAGUUUGUCUUUCACUCUUUUGCUUUGAUUUUACAAUUUUCUUUUGUUCUGAAACAGAUUUGUAGUACAGAAAUGCACACGACUCUGGUAAAUCCAGAGACCAUAUUUCAUUCCACCUUCUGAAAUACAUGUAUACAUGAGCAUUUCAAUGAUAGAAACCUUAAGACCAAAUGUGAAUGCAGAUUGCUGACUUACUUUCUAAGACAGGUAAUCUUUCUAUCAACAAGAAAAGAACCCCACUUUUUUUGUGUGGAAGCUUGUCAUUGUAGAGACUAGGGCCAACAAGUUCAUGUCACUUUUGGUCGCCCAAAAUCUCAUGUGACAAAUCUCUUUAAUCUCAAGCAUAUUCUCUGUGAAAAGUAAUCCAAUUGAAAAAAUGUAGUCAUGUGCAUACAAUACAACUGGAUAGCAAGCAUACAUGGCAAUGCCACAAAGACCUUCUGGAAAAAUCAUCAGCUUUGGGAAUUCUCCUCCUCCUUCAGGGCAGG
Prunus mume (Japanese apricot) is the source of this 1413-nucleotide messenger RNA. NCBI's taxonomy places the organism in Eukaryota, Viridiplantae, Streptophyta, Magnoliopsida, Rosales, Rosaceae. The record is from RefSeq and is a predicted model, not a curated record.